GAGUCUGGAACGCGGGUAGACCGGUCAGGAAAGAACGCCAGGAACAGUGUGUUGUGAACUGCGAAGUGAAGUAAAUGUUCGCCUAUUCGGGGAAUGAAAUCCUCCCUAAUGGCCUUACCAGUUGACACUGCAGAUAAUUCUAAAUGAUCAGUCCUGGAAUCAGUUUCUAUGGGUGUCUAACGAGUGAUAAUAUCGGUGUGAAGUUUUCUGAGUGUGUGAAAUCGCCAGUCUUUCUACCCUGAAGGCUGUAAUACAACACGUUGUCUUCAAGAUGCAUUGGCGGGCAGCGUUCCUUGCGUUAUGGAUAGGCCUUGGCAUAUUGCACAGUUCCACGCCUUUACAAGAAGCCUUAGUCCUAAAAGGAAGACUGUGCUGUGAGGAAGGCCAAAUUCUCAGUGACAAUGGUUGCGUGCCUGGUGCCAACACAGCCACUGUCUCACCGCCAAUCUCCGCAAAUCUGUCUGAAAUUACAAGCAACGUCUCGUGGUCUUUCAAGCCGUUAAUAUGUCGCAGAGGAUUCUACGUCAACCACCUUCUUCUGGAUGGACAGAAUAAUACGCUAGAUGUAGAGGAGGGAGAGAUUUAUCUGAGAUGGUUGGAGUUCUUGGUCUUCAAAAGCAGCUCUGAUUACUGCGUGGGGCCCACUGCGGACGGCGGCUACGCGGCUCGGACUUGCCACCCUAAUGUCGAGAAGAUCUGCACGACGGAAACGUGUGUCCAGAAGUGCUGUGGCGACGGAGAGGUUGUGGAGCUGGCAUCGAAGAGCUGCAUAAAACGAGAUGUGGGCGGAUUUUCUCCCGAAUUCCGUACGCUCCAUGGAAGUCCAAUCCCAAGACCCACGAAUAUUUUGGUGAUCGAGAAGAUGCCUGUUUGCGAAUAUUUGGUUCUCCUCAACCCCCGCGCCGAUCCGAAACAGGAGUUCUACCUGCUCCCGAGUGGGACUUUGUAUGAACCGUACGACAGCGUUGAAUUCAUGCCGGGCAGAUAUUGUCUGGAAUAUUUCGUGGAAAUGUCAGCCGACAUCGCCUUCGUAUGUCGGGAACCUAUAAGUAAGGCCAUAAUAGUCAAGAACCAUCUGCAGGCGGCCGGGUUGGUGGUGUCGUGUGUGUUCCUGUCGGUGACCAUCGUGUGCCACCUCGCCAUCAAACGGCUGCGCGACAUCCAAGGCCUCUGCCUCCUGUGCCACAUGGUGUCGCUGCUGAUCGCUGAUGCUGUCCUCUUCACGGGGUCUCAGUUCUCCAGAGUAAUUAGCAGGUCCCACUGCGUCUUUAAUGGUUUUCUCCUGCAAUAUUCAUUUCUCGCGACGUUCUUCUGGCUCAAUGUCAUGUGCUUUGAUAUAUGGCGCGUCAUUAAGGCGACCGUGAAGCUGGUGCCACUGCGGGGUAUCUUAGCCAAUGACGCCAAGAAGUUCAAGCUGUACUGCGCGUAUGCUUGGGGCGUCCCUCUGGUCGUGACGCUGGUGACCAUCGCGAUGCAUUUCCUGCCCGACGAGAAGGUUUCGGACGCGGUCCUUCGGCCGGGCUUUGGCCUGGAGUCUUGCUGGUUCAGUGGCGAUUAUGAACUUCUGAGUUACUUCUACGGGCUGGUCGGUCUGCUGUUUCUCCUGAACAUGAUUCUCCUCGGCCACACACUCGCGAUGCUGUUCCAGGCCGGCGACGCCUUCACCCACUGCUGUUCUCGAAACACCAGUUCACUCACAGCCUUCAACCGGAGUCACCUCGAUGCCUUCUGGCAGCGGUUUAGCCUCUUCUGUUUGAUGGCGCUCUGUUGGGUCACGGAAAUUCUCUCCUGGAAAAUUUAUCCUCUGGAAAUAUGGAUCCCGACAGACGUCAUCAACUCCCUGCAAGGCUUCAUCGUGUUCGUGAUCUUCGCAACGAGCCGGAAGAAGCGCGAGAUCGUGAGCCAGUCGUGGGAGGGCACCGUGUCCACCGUGUCCCAGGCAGCGAGGAAGCUCUCCCGCACGGACGAAACGGGCGUCGUGUGGCAUGUGAGCGACAACCAGGUGUGCAUCGCGAACCCCGACGGCUCGUCCUCGGGCAACAGCAAACUCACCGAGGAAAUGACUCCCGACUUGGACGAACGGAAGGCCCGAGGGAGCGGCGACGGGGAGGCUUCGCCGGCGGGGGAGGCCAACCCAAGCUUCCAGAAAGCGGAUUAAAGAGGA
Penaeus chinensis is the source of this 2164-nucleotide messenger RNA. Its product is annotated as probable G-protein coupled receptor Mth-like 3. Lineage: Eukaryota; Metazoa; Arthropoda; Malacostraca; Decapoda; Penaeidae. Gene Ontology annotation, molecular function: G protein-coupled receptor activity. Gene Ontology annotation, cellular component: membrane. The transcript is spliced from 9 exons. Gene Ontology annotation, biological process: cell surface receptor signaling pathway; G protein-coupled receptor signaling pathway. The coding region runs from base 272 to 2158 and encodes 628 amino acids. The record is from RefSeq and is a predicted model, not a curated record.